AUGGACGCACUCCCUUCCCUCCCCCUCAUGCAGGCUAUCCCCGCCCUGCUUGGCCUCCCCCUCCUUCCCCUCUCCUUCACCUUCCUUGGGCUUGCCCUUCUCUACCCACGGACAGCUCUCACUACUGAGCAGCGGUUCUCUAUCCUCCUCCCAGCAGAGGAGAAGGAGAGGGUUACCGUACCUCCUUCGGGAAUCAGGCCGGGUAGCCACACGAGCAGGCACACAACCGUGCCCUCAACCAUCGGGACAGGGUUCGGCAGUGCCGGGCUGGCAAUCGUCCUCCCCGCUGUGACCGCCGCCCUCGCCUUCGGUGCAGGGGCUGUGUGUCAGCUUGCUGUUAUCGCCAGGCAAAAGGAGGGGGGCAAUGGAUUGGUCCGCUCUGCGGGCCUCCUGAACACCCUGGGAGUCUUCUUCGCCGGUCUCGCUCCGAUCGUCCUUCUCACCCGGGGCUCACUGAACCACGUCUUCCCCACUUGUGCGACUCUCCAGCCUCUGCAGCGCGCCUCCCUUCAUUUGCGCACUGUUGAGCCCUACACGAGGCAGAAGCGCUCCUCCUACCGCAUUGGUCUUUUGACCAUCACGCUCUUCGUCGCCUGCCUCUACACACUCCUCACCACCGUCCUCGCGCCCACCCUGCCCAUCCCCACAUCCGCACUCGCCCUCGGCCCGGGGAUCGAGUCCGUCGUACUGCUCUUCCCCCUCCCUUCGAUCCUACACCUCUCUCCACACCGGCCGGUGCUCGUCCUCCUCCUGCUCGCCCAUUUCUUUGGGCUCGUCUCCCGCGCUUCCCCCCUCGCGCUCACCUUUGAGCCGUCAGGCACGAUGCUCGCUGCAGCCCUCCAGAUCGCCGGCUCCGCAUGUACGCUCCUUUGGGCUUCCCUACUUCUCCUAUGCACAAGCGUGCUCGCCGCCACCCCCCAGCGCCCGGCCGGACCCGUCCCCGGUCUCUACCCAACAGCAGGAACCCACCUCGCUCACCUCCAGGCCUCGCUCGACCGCGCCGCAACCCCACUGGGCAUCCCCGUCCCUCUCCGCCCUUCCUCCCCCAGGCCCAGCACACGCGCGAGCGUGAUCGACAUCUCCGCCCAGUCCCGCGCGUCAUUUGAGACGCUCUCCUCCCAAGGACCGAAGGACGCCGACCUUCCCGGAUACACAUCUGACCCCGCGCCGGCAGAGCUAAACGACCCCACCGCAUUGCUGACCGCUGCUCUCCUACGCACCCUGGAGGCAACUCCAAGCCAAGCGAGUGCAUAUGAGAGCGUCCGCUCCACACUCCCGCAAGAUUUCACCCUCACGCUCCAAGGCUCUCCCCUCCAGUACCGGACAUCUUUCCUCCCCAGCCUCUCCUCCUCCCAACAGCAGACCCCCUCCCGCCCUCGUACAGCCGGCAGCGCGGUCCAAAGCCUGAGACGCACUAUCUCCCGACUGGUAGGCACCAGCCCGUCUAGGCCACACACUGCUCCCCACCCUACCGCAUCAGCAGACCCGGACUGCUCCAGCGUGCCAAACUCGCGGCUUACCCCUCCGCAGACAUUUGGGUUCUCUGCUCCUGCUACGCUGGAGGCGGGGGAAGGGAACUGGCUGGAAGAGCUGGACGCUAGCCCGACGGCAAGACUUGGCCGCCGGGAGGAGAAGAAAGCUGGCGUGAGGGUCGAGGUGGAGACCGAGACUGAGAGCGAGGAGUGAACUUUUGUUCCUCUCUACACUAGGCUUAAACACGUGGAAUCGUAUUGAUGAUCUACGCCCUGGAUUGGCACUACACUACUCGUUUCCUUAUUACAGUAGAGGAUCAGUCUUUGUACGCGCUUCUAUGGAAAGGUGGAGUGGCGGGGGCAUUUGUAGCCUUGGAUUUUUCGUAUUUUAUUUAUGUUUGGGAGGUUAUCGUAAGUGUAUGAAUAGUAAAUUAAUUCGAAUUUGUGAAUGAAACUCGU
Molecule: messenger RNA, 1931 nt
Organism: Dacryopinax primogenitus
Lineage: Eukaryota; Fungi; Basidiomycota; Dacrymycetes; Dacrymycetales; Dacrymycetaceae
Exons: 2
Coding region: 1-1686 (561 amino acids)
Source: RefSeq, a predicted model, not a curated record